CGGGACCGACUCAUCUCCCGUCGAGCCGUCGAGGGUAUGAUCGCCGAAGGGCACAUCAUCGUCGUCUACGAAGGUCAGGUGUUGAACCUGGACGGAUGGAUGGAUAAGCAUCCCGGUGGGAAACUGCCUCUGAUGCACAUGAUCGGGGUCGAGGCUGGCAGUGAGAUCAAUGCUUACCACUCGGAAAGCACCUUGAAACGGAUGACGGCCUACCGUAUCGGCCGAGUCGACGGACACUGGAAAAACUUCCUGCCUCCCAUUCGGGGAGGUGUCUUUCGAAAGCUUGCUGUACACGACUGCCAUGAUCGAGCGUGCGGUACGGCGUGCACGGGAGCGAGUGGAGAUAGCGAGAACGACUCGGUUCAGGAUUCUGGAUACUGGUCGGCUACCGAUGAGAGCGAGGCAGAGGCUUCUUCUGCGCAGAGCGAGGUCCAAGGAGCCGAUGAUGCCGAGGCUGCUGGACUUCGUCGUCGUCCCGGGAUCGACAAAGGUCUCGCAGAAUAUCCUUCGCCUGACGUCGAGACCCAACGCGUCGUCGCCGAAAAGUUCAAGGCGCUGCACAAACGUGUCCAGGACGAGGGGUUCUACACCUGUCGAUACCGCAACUAUGCCAAGGAGAUGGUCCGGUAUACCUUGCUCUUCUCGCUCUUCAUCGGCUUCCUCCGUUCGGGGUACUAUUUCACCUCGGCCAUGUUCCUCGGGUUCUUCUGGCAACAAAUCAUGUUCACCGCUCAUGACGCCGGACACCGUGGAAUCACGGGCAAGUUUAUCCCAGAUACCCUCAUCGGAAUCUUCAUCGCCGACUUUUGUUGCGGACUCUCCAUCGGCUGGUGGAAAUCGUCCCACAACGUCCAUCACCUCGUCACCAACUCGCCUGAACACGACCCGGACACCCAGAACGUACCCAUCUUUGCCACCUGCCCGUCCCAGUUCCGGGAUUCACAUUCGUCGUACUACGAUUUCACCUAUGUGUGGGACAAGGCGGGCGAGUUGAUGGUUCCGUACCAAAAGUACACGUAUUACCCGAUCAUGGCCGUCGCCAGGUUCAACCUGUACAUCCUCAGUUGGUGCCACUUGCUCUCUCGACGAAGCAAACCUCUCGGUGCCGCCGCCUGGACCCGUCCGGCCGAACUCGUCGGCAUGACCUGCUACUGGUUCGUUUUCGGCUACCUCCUCGUCCUCAAGACCUUGCCCGAUUGGUACACCCGGGUCGGGUUCGUCCUCAUCUCGCACAUGAUCACCAUGCUGCUCCACGUCCAGAUCACCUUGUCCCACUGGGGUAUGCCUACGAGCGACCUCGGCACCGACGAGUCCUUCGCCCAACGACAGCUCCGAACCACGAUGGACGUCCUCUGUCCGGCCUGGAUGGAUUUCGUUCACGGAGGUCUUCAAUUCCAGGCGAUCCACCACCUGUUCCCCAGGGUUCCGCGUCACAACCUCCGGUCGCUCCAACCGAUCGUCGAAGAGUUUUGCGUCGAGACCGGGGUGAGGUACAACAUUCACGGGUUCGUUGAGGGAAACGCCUGUGUGCUCAGUAAACUCAAGGAUAUCAGCCAUCAACUGCACAUGCUCAGCAAGUGUCAAGACCACAUGGCCGAGACGGGCGAGAGCGGAUUGUAGGACGGGGCUGUCUCGCACGGUUUGAUACGGCACGGAAAUCGUCGAUAGGAUUGCGAAAUCGCAAAGCGGAGAACGAAAAAAAAAACGGACAGUCGCCAUGUAGGACGGUCUCGAAUUUCACGACCUUUUCAUAUACCCAUCUGUUGUUUGUAUACCACUGGGAAUGUAGAUACCUUCUGGAUCCCUUGUCUUGUCCGGAAAGACUGCAACAUACCCGAUCGCAUGUCAUGUUCAGAAUGUUGUUGUGGAAUUGCUACCAUUCCUUCGAACGGUCUAAAACUUCUGAUCCGUAUCAGUCCGUCUCGCCGUCAGGUUUGCCCGCUGCAGCCGU
This is a messenger RNA of Filobasidium floriforme, 1951 nucleotides long. RefSeq names its product fatty acid desaturase-domain-containing protein. The transcript is spliced from 3 exons. Bases 37 to 1620 code for a protein of 527 amino acids. NCBI's taxonomy places the organism in Eukaryota, Fungi, Basidiomycota, Tremellomycetes, Filobasidiales, Filobasidiaceae. Gene Ontology annotation, cellular component: membrane. The record is from RefSeq and is a predicted model, not a curated record. Gene Ontology annotation, molecular function: oxidoreductase activity, acting on paired donors, with oxidation of a pair of donors resulting in the reduction of molecular oxygen to two molecules of water. Gene Ontology annotation, biological process: lipid metabolic process.